Molecule: messenger RNA, 1300 nt
Organism: Tupaia belangeri chinensis (Chinese tree shrew)
Lineage: Eukaryota; Metazoa; Chordata; Mammalia; Scandentia; Tupaiidae
Product: aldehyde dehydrogenase family 3 member B1
Exons: 8
Coding region: 68-823 (251 amino acids)
Biological process (GO): aldehyde metabolic process
Cellular component (GO): cytoplasm
Molecular function (GO): aldehyde dehydrogenase (NAD+) activity; 3-chloroallyl aldehyde dehydrogenase activity
Source: RefSeq, a predicted model, not a curated record
UUUAGUAACGGCAGGGCAGCUGGGCAGAGCACGGCCGCCAGGAGGAAGGGCAGCUUGGGGCCUCAGGAUGGACCCUGUGGAGGACACGCUGCGGCGGCUGCGGGAGGCCUUCAAUUCCGGGCGGACACGGCCCGCCGAGUUCCGGGCUGCGCAGCUCAAGAGCCUGGGCCGCUUCCUGCAGGACAACAAGCAGCUUCUGCAGGACGCGCUGGCGCAGGACCUGCGCAAGUCAGCUGUGGAAGCAGAGGUGUCUGAGAUCGCCAUGGUCCAGGACGAGAUCAACCUGGCCCUCAGGAACCUGUCAGCCUGGAUGAAGGACGAGUCGGUGACCAAGAACCUGAGCGACGAGAGUGACCGCUACAUUGCCCCCACGGUGCUGGUGGAUGUGCGGGAGACGGAGCCCGUGAUGCAGGAGGAGAUCUUCGGGCCCAUCCUGCCCAUCGUGAACGUCAGGGGCCUGGACGAGGCCGUGGACUUCAUCAACCGGCGGGAGAAGCCCCUGGCCCUGUACGCCUUCUCCAACAGCAACCAGGUGGUCACACAGGUGCUGGCCCGGACCAGCAGUGGGGCCUUCUGCGGGAACGACGGCUUCAUGUACAUGACCUUGACCAGCCUGCCCUUCGGAGGUGUGGGUGCCAGCGGGAUGGGCCGGUACCACGGCAAGUUCUCCUUUGACACCUUCUCCCACCACCGCGCCUGCCUGCUGCGCUGCGCUGGGAUGGAGAAGGUCAACGACCUGCGCUACCCGCCCUACUCACCGCGCAAUCUAAGGUUGCUGCUGCUAGCCAUGAAGCCCCGCAGCUGCAGCUGCACGCUGCUCUGAGCCCUUGCAGCAUCCCGUCCAGGCUCACGUCUGAGCUGCCCAACAUCGCUGACACCUGCUGCUGGCAGAAGACACAUGGCCUCUGGUCCACAGCACUAUGAGAACCGCCAAGGCCAUAGGGCAGCUUCUCAGCCCAGACCAGCCCUCACUCUCCUUUCUGAGGUUUCUGUUUUCUGGCCCUCUGCCUCCACCCUCAGUCCGACCAAGGAGAAUGAGCAGAGGGAGCACAGGAAACAGUGCAGUGUUCUGUCCCCCAUUGGCAAUGAGAGCUGCCAUGUCCUGGACAAGACGGCAGACAUGGGCACCUUGGAGCCAUGCACCUUCCUGUGGUGCAUCUAGACCAGGCCAUACAGUAGAACCACUGUGAUCCGGGCGUCCCCGUACUCUCUGAACCUCAGUUUCCCCAUGUGUACAGUGGAGCUGAUGGAGAACUGAACUUUCCGGGACUGUUACAAAGAUAAAAUGACUGAGUUGCUA